AUGAAGACUCUCCUUGCUGUGCUGGUCCUGUUUGCUGCUGUGCUACACAGUGAGGGACUCAAGUGUUUCACCUGUGUGGCUAAUAACCAGGACGAGUGUAACCGGCAGGGGUCUACAGUGUGUCCGGCUCACUCAGAUGCCUGCUCUACUAUCACAGGACCCCACUCAGUGAUGAAGUCAUGUGCUUACAAGUCCUUCUGUGACAAGUCUCACAUGAGCAAUGGUGAGAUGAAGCUGGAAUGUUGCUUCAGCGAUGACUGUAAUGGCCCUCACCGGUCCCACAGCCACGGGGAGCACCAAAAUGCUGCCAUGGCACUGAGCUCCAGCCCUGUCCUGCUCAUUGGGGUCCUGCUCAUUAGAGUGGCUGUCAAUUCACUGUAA
This is a messenger RNA of Xyrauchen texanus (razorback sucker), 381 nucleotides long. RefSeq names its product CD59 glycoprotein. The transcript has 3 exons. The record is from RefSeq and is a predicted model, not a curated record. Lineage: Eukaryota; Metazoa; Chordata; Actinopteri; Cypriniformes; Catostomidae. Bases 1 to 381 code for a protein of 126 amino acids.